CCGGGAGGCUGUGGGACAGUGUUUCGGCUCUCUGGAGUAGCCUGGUCUCCCAGCUCUCCGCGAUGGUUCUUGUCUUCAGUUCACUUUAAGGCAUCUAAAAUGACUACGAAUGUUUGUUCCGUCAUCACCACUGUUGGUUAAUGUCGAGAGCUCCUAAGAUACUUGAGGCUGUUAAAAAGUGGUCCUCUGUGACAAUGUAUAUUUGGCCACAGGAUUUUCAAGGUACAAGCGAUACCUCUGCUGCUGCUCUAACAACUGCUUAUGUUUGUCACUACUUUUCUAAGAACAGGAGGCAUAGGAUAAGAAUAAAAAUAUCUGAAAAAUUGGAGAAGAUAAAAAGUAUAUUCUUAAUUCCAAACCAGGAGCUCGAUAAAGAAAUGCACAAUUUUGAGGAUGAGUUAACGUGUCCCAUUUGUUACAGUAUUUUUGAAGAUCCUCGUGUACUACCAUGUUCUCAUACAUUUUGUAGAAAUUGUUUGGAAAAUGUUCUUCACGCAUCUGGUAACUUUUAUAUAUGGAGACCUUUACGAAUUCCAUUGAAGUGCCCAAAUUGCCGAAGUAUUAUUGAAAUUGCUCCAACUGGUAUCGAAUCUUUACCUGUUAAUUUUGCAUUAAGAGCAAUUAUUGAAAAGUACCAGCAAGAAGACCAUCCAGAUAUUGUCACCUGCCCUGAACAUAAUAGGCAACCAUUAAAUGUUUUUUGUCUACUAGAUAAAAAAUUAGUUUGUGGUCAUUGCCUUACUAUAGGUCAACAUCAUGGUCAUCCUAUAGAUGACCUGCAAAGUGCCUAUCUGAAAGAAAAGGACACUCCUCAAAAAUUGCUUGAACAGUUAACUGACACACAUUGGACAGAUCUUAGUUGUCUUGUUGAAAAACUGGAAGAACAAAAAUCUCAUUCUGAGAAGAUGGUUCAAGGUGAUAAAGAAGUUGUUCUCCAUUAUUUUAAGGAGCUUAGUGAUACAUUAGAACAGAAGAAAAAAAUUUUCCUGACUGCCCUAAGUGAUGUUGGAAAUCUGAUUAAUCAAGAAUAUGUUCCACAAAUUGAAAGAAUUAAAGAAAUAAGAGAGCAGCAGCUUGAAUUAGUGACAUUGACCACAUCUUUGCAAGAAGAAUCUCCACUUAAAUUUCUUGAAAAAGUUGAUGAUGUCCGCCAGCGUGUGCAGAUCUUGAAACAAAGGCCACUUCCUGAGGUUAAACCUGUUGAAAUUUACCCUCGUGUAAGCCAAAUAUUGAAAGAAGAAUGGUGCAGAACAGAAAUUGGACAAAUCAAGAAAGUUGUCAUUCCUGAAAUGAAAAUUUCUACAAAAAGGAUGUCAUGUUCCUGGCCUGAUAAGGAUGAAAAAGAAGUUGAAUUUUUAAAAAUUUUAAACAUUGUUGUAGUUACACUAAUUUCAGUGAUACUGAUAUUGACACUCUUUUUUAACCAACAUAUAUCCUUUCUAAAUGAAAUCACUUCAGUAUAUUUUUCUGACGUGUCUCUAUCUGUUUACCAAAGUUUAUCUAACAACUUGCAUAAUUUAAAGGAUAUACUAUGUCACACUUUAUAUUUGCUAAAGGAAUUCAUGUGGAAAAUAGUUUCUCAUUGAAAACUGAAAUCCCAGUUGUUUAAAUAGGCAUAUGCUAUGCAGCAGAGACUAACCAUCGCCAAGUGAAGAAUAGGGGUCGCAUGGAUACAUUAAAACAAAUAGCAAAUUUUAACUUUAUUAGUUGCAACAAACAUGUAGAACUAUAUCUUUCAUGCUUCUGUUGGGUAAAAAUGAUGUGUGAAAGUUAGAAUUGAGACACAGAAUGUGUGAAACAUUCAAAUCAAGUCAUUAGAAAAAUAAAAUCUAGUAAUUACAUGACUUGAGUAUUUAUUAAAAAUACAGUAUCCCAUUUUGAUUGACUUGAUAGAUGACGUAUCACCCUGAUAUUAAACAUGUGUGUACCAAUAUUGACUUUUAUCAUUAUACACUGCAGUGGUUGGCUUUGCAAUUCUUUUUAUAUAUCUGUAUUUAUAUAUGUAGCUUUUAGAUCAAGAGAUGGCAAAGUCCAGAAAGUGCACAUGCCUUUGUUUUCAUGUGGCGUGAAGCUUCGGGGUGGGUGAAUAAUAGUGGUGCAAAAAGCUUUUACAGAGUAUAACUGAUAAGGGAUUGCUUACAUUAAGGAUCUAUUUGAUCCUGGUCUACACAUUUAAUGUGUUUUAGAUUUAAGAUCCUUUAAAUUGUUCCUUCCAAAUAUUCAUUCCAAAUAAAGGUGUUCGAUAAACUAAGUAUUAGAGAACCAGUGGUAUUUUCUAAUAUAGUUUUUAAUACAAAUCUAUGAUUUGAGUAAGUUUAUUUUGAGAUUGUAUUUGAGUGUGUAGUGUUUUGUUUAGUCUUGUCAGUAGUUAAAUCACUUCUUAGAUAAUUUGAAAACAUUAUUUGAACAGAACCAUGUUGGUGACAUAAUCCAUUCUCAACGAGUCAAAUUACUUUGAUUGAAUUUACAGUGAUUAGAGUUGUGAUGGUUGUGGUAGGACUUUUGAGCUGUUUGCCCUUGCAAGUACAAGCUCAGUUGCUUUCCAGAAAUCCUGAUGAUCGGUUGCUCUGGGAUUGCAUUUCUAAAUCUUAGCUAACUAAAAAAUUUUUAAUAUCAGAUUAGUGCUCCUGGCACUACAGAUUACAUUCAAAUGAAUUAUAAUAAAUAUGGCUGUAUUCAGGACACUAGUUCUCAAAUCACCUUUAUAGCUUAUCUGAGAAGAAAUCAAACAGAAGUUUGAUUUCAGAAGGCUGUAUUAACUCCAUUUGGGACCAGAAUCAGACCGUAUCUGGCAUAAUUAACUAUUGUGGGGUCAAAGAGCAUUUGAAGGCUAUAAUGGGUGUGGGAAGAUGUGUUCAGAUAUUAAGAUACAUAAAGAUGAUAAAAAUACAUAUUACCCUGACUAAAGUUGCAUUCAUUUGAUUACUUACAAUAGCCAUGCCACGGAAGUGCCAUACACUUCUGAGUAAAUGUAAACAUUAAUAAAACACUGAUAUAUUACCUAUUAUGUAUUAGGCAGUUAUUCUUAGUUCUGAAAUGGGUACCAACACUCAUUUUAUAGGUGAGGCAACAGGCACAGAAAUAACUUCUCAAAGGUCAAUAUAGCUAUAUGAGGGGGGACAGUGGGAUUGGUGGGGCCACAGGGAUCACACUCCUGUUUGUCUAGUUUGUGGAUAGAUGAAUAGAAAGGUGGGGGAAGGAAGGAAACAGACAGGCAAGGGC
Molecule: messenger RNA, 3222 nt
Organism: Choloepus didactylus (southern two-toed sloth)
Lineage: Eukaryota; Metazoa; Chordata; Mammalia; Pilosa; Megalonychidae
Gene: TRIM59
Product: tripartite motif containing 59
Exons: 4
Coding region: 141-1586 (481 amino acids)
Biological process (GO): cilium assembly
Cellular component (GO): centrosome; intraciliary transport particle B; cilium
Molecular function (GO): zinc ion binding
Source: RefSeq, a predicted model, not a curated record